Chaetura pelagica (chimney swift) is the source of this 2347-nucleotide messenger RNA. It is a transcript of the gene LETM1, whose product is annotated as leucine zipper-EF-hand containing transmembrane protein 1. The record is from RefSeq and is a predicted model, not a curated record. Bases 55 to 2202 code for a protein of 715 amino acids. Gene Ontology annotation, cellular component: mitochondrial inner membrane. Gene Ontology annotation, biological process: intracellular monoatomic cation homeostasis. NCBI's taxonomy places the organism in Eukaryota, Metazoa, Chordata, Aves, Apodiformes, Apodidae. The transcript is spliced from 13 exons. Gene Ontology annotation, molecular function: calcium ion binding; ribosome binding.
AACUUGGGAGAUCGGGCAUGUCUUAGCUGUACAUCCCUGAGGCUGGCAAACAAAAUGGCUGUCCACUUUAAAUAUUGCACUAGUGUCCCUCCUGUUUAUGCAUACUCCAAAAAAGGCCGCUACUGUUGUUGGACUAAAGGGUCUGAACAAAUCUAUUUUACUCUUACACGCUUUUCUGGCUCAUGGACACCACUAGCAACCAUGGGUGUUUUAGGUCCUCAGUAUCUUCCAGUUAGAUGGUGGCACUCUUCACGUCCCCUUCAAGACGACUCCAUAGUUGAAAAGUCACUGAAGUCCUUAAAGGACAAAAACAAGAAAUUAGAAGAAGGAGGUCCUGUGUAUAGCCCAACAGAAGUGGAAGUUGUGAAAAAAUCUCUUGGAGAGAGGAUUGUGGAUGAACUGAAGCAUUACUACCAUGGUUUUAGAUUACUGUGGAUUGACACAAAAAUAGCUGCAAGGAUGCUCUGGCGAAUCCUUCAUGGAAACACUUUGUCUCGUCGAGAACGGAGACAGUUUCUUCGAAUAUGUGCUGAUCUCUUCCGCUUGGUCCCUUUCCUAGUUUUUCUUGUUGUCCCAUUUAUGGAAUUUUUGCUUCCAGUAGCUCUGAAGUUGUUCCCUAAUAUGCUUCCGUCUACAUUUGAGACAAAGUCUAAAAAGGAGGAAAGAUUGAAGAAAGAAUUGAGAGUAAAGCUUGAACUGGCUAAAUUCCUUCAAGACACAAUUGAGGAGAUGGCCUUAAAAAAUAAAGCAGCCAAGGGAAAUGUUACUAAAGAUUUUUCAGCAUUCUUUCAAAAGAUCAGGGAAACGGGCGAAAGACCCAGUAAUGAGGAGAUCUUAAGGUUCUCUAAACUGUUUGAAGAUGAAUUGACUCUGGACAAUCUAACUAGGCCACAGUUGGUGGCACUUUGUAAAUUGUUGGAACUUCAGUCAAUUGGGACAAAUAACUUUCUCCGCUUCCAGCUAACUAUGAGGUUGAGAAGCAUAAAAGCGGAUGACAAAAUGAUUGCUGAAGAAGGAGUUGAUAGCCUGACUGUUAAAGAACUGCAGGCAGCUUGUCGUGCUCGAGGUAUGAGAGCUCUUGGUGUGACAGAGGAACGUCUUAAGGAACAGCUCAAACAGUGGCUAGAUCUGCACCUGAACCAGGAAAUUCCUACAUCGUUGCUUAUUUUAUCCAGAGCCAUGUAUCUUCCAGAUACCCUUUCUCCAGCUGAUCAGCUCAAAACAACACUUCAGACACUACCAGAGAGUGUUGCCAAAGAGGCUCAGGUCAAAGUGGCAGAAGUUGAGGGUGAAAAAGUAGAUAACAAAGCACGACUGGAAGCAACACUUCAGGAGGAGGAGGCCAUCAGAAAAGAAAACGAAGAAAAGGCGAUGGAAAGAGUAUCUGAAGCUGCAGAUAAAGCCAAAGAAACCCUUCAAGUUGCAGCUGUGAAAGAGGUGGAAUCAGCAGUAGAUCUUGAAGCACCUGCUCUGCAAGUUAAAAAAAGUCAGAUGGCUGUGGAUACUGAACAAGACCUGGCAAGGGCAGAAAUGGCCAUGAACUCGGAAACACUGAAAGAUACAGCACCAGUAUUGGAAGGCAUUAAGGGCGAGGAAAUCACUAAGGAGGAGAUUGACAUGCUGAAUGAUGCUUGCACCAAACUGCAGGAACAGAAAAAAUCACUAACAAAGGAAAAAGAGGAGCUUGAGGAAUUGAAGGGUGAUAUCCAGGAGUAUAAUGAGGAUUUGCAAGAGAUAAAAGAGCUCUCUAAAACUGGCGAGAAAGAGGUAGUGGAAGAGUCAAAAGCAAGCAAGCGAUUGACCAAGAGGGUGAACCGAAUGAUUGGUCAGAUAGACAAAAUUAUUAAUGAAUUAGAGACAAACCAAAAAAAAGUGGAUGUAAAACUGGAUGGUGGUGAUAGUCCUCCUGCUGGGGAGAAUCUCAUCAGUAUUACUGAGCUAAUUAAUGCGAUGAAACAAAUUCAGAAGAUUCCAGAGGAGAAGCUAACUAGGAUUGCAGAGGCACUAGAUGAAAACAAGGAUGGCAAAAUUGAUAUAGACAAUGUUGUUAAGGUAGUAGAAUUGAUUGACAAAGAAGAUAUUGAUAUAGGCACCAGCCAAGUUGCUGAGAUUAUGGCACUGCUUCAAAAAGAAGAAAAACUGGAAGAAAAAGAGAAAGCAAAGGAGAAACAUGAUAAAGAAGCUGUGGAAGCAAAGAAUUAAGCUUCAGAAUCUGAAGCUGAUCCCAAUUGUAACCAAAACCUUGUAUAUCUUUCUGUGUCUGAUAGCUACAUAUUAUUAAAGCUUUUGUGAUUAUGGAAAGUAUUUUGAGCUGAUUCUAGUAAUAAAUUGUAGAUAUGUUUUCUGA